Folsomia candida is the source of this 3835-nucleotide messenger RNA. RefSeq lists its product as uncharacterized. The coding region runs from base 731 to 2971 and encodes 746 amino acids. The transcript is spliced from 11 exons. Gene Ontology annotation, cellular component: membrane. NCBI's taxonomy places the organism in Eukaryota, Metazoa, Arthropoda, Collembola, Entomobryomorpha, Isotomidae. Gene Ontology annotation, biological process: G protein-coupled receptor signaling pathway. Gene Ontology annotation, molecular function: peptide binding; G protein-coupled receptor activity. The record is from RefSeq and is a predicted model, not a curated record.
GCUGCUGGAGGAAGAAAGGAGGUUGUUGAGGUGGAAGGAAAUAUAAGAGUGGGUGAUAUUUGCCGAGAAUUCAUUGCACUCGCCACCUUCCUCAUAGGAGGACAGAAAACCAGACCACGAGCAGCGACAGAUGAACCACCAACCAACCAACCAAACCACUACUUUCUCUCUCUGCCAGUGCCCAGACUUUCCUUCCAAACAACAAUAAAAGUCUCCCCACCACAAACUACCUUCCUUUCCACGACCACUACCAUACGACGAUGCAUGGAGACGUCUAAUCCAUCGUCUUGUGAGAAGGAGGACACACUUGACAGAGAGUUCGAGUUCCUGGUGAUUGAAAGAAUCUUUCGACUUUGAACUCGAAAUGGGAAAUGACGUGAUGUUUACUCACAACUAUCCGCAGAUUGAAAGGGACAAUGUACCGGACGCACGAGAGAAACAAGAGAAAGAUCUAAAAGAUUGCCAUUAGUCCUGAGAAAAAGUGAUGGUUGUAGUGUUAUCAAGGCGUCAUGCGAAUAAUGUCAUUAUCCCCGUCAUCAUUUGUCUGAGGGUUUCGGAGCAAAUGUUUGAGACGAUUUUAUAACACGAACUUUCUCAGCAGGCAACAACAACUCUUUCACUAAUAAUCAUAACCAUUAUCAUUAACUUGAUCAGUAUCAGCAAUUACAUACCCCAAAUCAGUGAGAAGUUCCUUUUUGUCAGCAUUCUGAACAAUCGAAAAAACGGACAAAUGGAGGUCGUGUCUGAAGUAAAUCCAGCUGACAGCAAUAAUUACUACGGCUUCAGCUUCCGUUCCUCCCUAUAUGUGGACAACAAUGGAGGGAUUUCUUCUACCCCGUCCACACUAUUCAAUUCGGAAAUCGUUGAUUACGACAUCGAUGGGACUGGAGAAAAUGGCUCAGUUCAGGACGCUUUUGUCGAAGGAUCUCAUCUUUGGUCCUUGCUCGUCGUUGGCUAUUCAAUUGUAUUUGUCAUUGGAGUCGUGGCGAAUACGGUUCUCUUGGCCGCACUGUGUGGCACUGGGAGUAGAGCACGAGCUUUACCAGUUAGAAAUCACUUGAUGAUUUCUUUAGCUGCAGCAGAUCUUCUGGUCACCGGGGUUUGUGUACCCAUCUCGGCUUGUGCAGCAGCAUCUCAUUCCUGUUGGCCGAGCCAGAUAGUUGACAUUAUGUGUCAACUAGGACCAUCGCUGCAACGUACACCCGUUGCAGCGUCGACGUUGUCUCUGGCCCUUCUGUCGUUGGAUAGGUGGGCCGCAAUUAGGCACCCAAGAUUCGCUCAAAGGUUCCGAGAGAGACGUUUUGUAGCAAUGUCAAUGGCAUUAAUCUGGAUUGUCGCAACUCUUGUUGCAGCUCCAACGUUUUGGGCAAGACAAUGGGACGAACAUUCUCCAAUGUCUUUGUGGUCAGAAGAAAAAGAAAUGGAGGAGCACACGGACGACGAUGUUGGGCUACGAAACAACUCAUCCUCUGGAUUUGGGAUGGAUCAGUCGUGGGGGGACAAAUCGUCAGGGGUUUGCGUAGAGCGUUGGACAAACAUUGGCGUUCAAUUGACGUAUUCUGCCACUUACCUCGGGACAACAUUUGUCUCUCCAGCUCUGAUUGUGGCAGCAUGCCAUGCUUCAGUAAGUUACAAGUUGACAGCCCAACUCAAAGUUUUGUCAGGAGCCACAAGUGGAGAUCGAUUCAACAGUCGACCCCGGCCAAAGCAGGUCCUCAUUGUAGCAAGAGAUCCUUCAAACAACAUCAUUCCUAAUCCACUAAAUCCUCCGGUAAACAAUCCACGUGGACUUGGAGCCAGGCAUGGAUCCACCUCUCGUUCAGGGUCCCUUGACGGCCCCUCUGGACGUCCGUCCAGAAAAUUUAUCCCGUGUGACCCUAACUCAGACGACGAGGAUGUCCUUGUUCGCAUGCAGAUUCACGCGGAUUUGGAGUCUCUUCGCCAAAUGUCGGAAUAUCAGCAAAGUCUCGCAAAAUCAGCAGAAGGAAGUCGGCGGGGCAUCAAAUCUCUCACGACAUUUCGAUCAGAAGCGUCAGUUUCGAAGACGGACAAUAAUAACAUGCUGAAGGCAUCGAAACGUGAAACUUCUAUCAUCCGUGCACACAGGAGGCUUCGAAACAAAUUAAACGUUCCGGUUGGAGCACCCCUGACUGCAAAAAUGCCACCGGCACCACUUCUCUCCACUUACUCCUCCUCUUCCCAGUCGUUCAGGUCUCGAAAACGAGCGGCAAAUCUCCUUGGGGCACUGGCGGCGGUGUUCGCAUUCUGCUGGCUGCCCUACGUCGUUUGUGCUUUGCUGGAGAUGUUCCUCAAAGAGAAAUCGUUAGUGAGGCUUGUGAUACCAUUUUCAUUAUUCCUUGGACACGCUCACAGCGCGAUAAACCCGGUGGUGUCAUACAGACUGAACAGAUCCGCAUUCGUCCGAUUUCAGAGACAGUCAAUUUUUUCAUUUUUACCCGAAUGGCUCCGAGCCUUGAGUACUUGUAGAUUAUUUUGCUACUCAUGUACCUGCCCACCUCUCAUUUGUUGUGAUAAGCCCAGUGAGUGUGGUCACAGUCAUCCCACAACCUCACCUGUUCAAACAGGGUCUCACCGCCCACCACCUUUUCGCAGAGCUGGAACGAGAUAUCCCGGAAUCAAUGAGAACCACCGCAAUCCCUUUUUGCAUUCAUCACCUUUGAGAGGAAAUCAAAGAGGAGGUGGAGGAAGGAAUCUAAAUGGAAAUCCGGGCUCAAGUCCUUGUUGCAUUUGUGGCAGCAUUGGUGAUGAGACGACGGAUGAUGCGGUCCCCUGUUGCUGCUGUUUUUGCCCUAGUGGGAUGUUCGCGAGACGAUCAUCCAGCCCCGACUUGUGGAACAGAAAUACAAGCACUAAUGAAGCCGCACUGGGAGCCUUUCACCCAAAAUAUUUAACCAGACUCCCCGUUCAAGACCCCAUUUCCAGAUGCCACACAUCACAUUUUUUGAGAUAGGAAGGCUCUUUAAAAACUUCAAUAGAGAGAUGAUUUCCAAAAGGGUAUUAUACAAUACAUACAUUCAUUGUGUGCAUGAUCAUAUCUCGACGUGUAAUUAUUUGCCUCCCCUGGUACUUCAAAUGUAUAUAUAGCAUGGAGACUCUUAGGAAAAAGUUUACUUAUCUAAGGGCAACAAAUGCAUACAUAUUUGUGGUUGGCUGUAGAGUGACAUAUGUAAAUGUAUAUAUAAUGUGAUAUUUCAAGCUUAUUUACAAUGAUGCAUUUGAUAAGGCAUAACAAAUUAUCAUAAUACUCGUCGCAAUUGCUGUGAAAAAACUUAAGGUUUACUAUGUACUACAUAGGAUUAGAUAUUUACUUGUAACACAGAAACUUAUCCCGUCGCCGUGUCUCGUCGUCUCUAUAAUACCAAGUGAUUUUUUCUCCACCUAUGUAACAUUUUCCGUGAAAACCUUGUGCAAACAUAUGUAUGUAAAUAUAAAAAAAUAACUAAUUUAAUAAAAAAAUAAGCAUUACUCAACUAAUUCAACCAAAUUUACUACUCUUAUUACAAAAUAAGACUGCCAGGUUAGCUUACUUACUUGUACUUAACCAGUUGCCUGCCACAUUAAAAGGCAUAAGGUAGUUGCUAAGCCCCCAAUAUAACGCUUCGAAUUUCGCGAUCCUUGUACCAUUUUUCUUGGACAAUCAUUUCCAAUGCGGUCCAAGAUAUGAAAUUAUGACACGUACGCUAGCGCCCAAAUUAAUGCAGAGUUGAUACUGAUAAUUUGACAUAUAGAAAUUAUUUUACUUAUCAUUGCUUGUUUGCCAAGGCAAUUUUUAGCCCGAGUCAGGGCUUAUGUAAUUGUCAUGCCCGUCCGUCUG